UAUGGAUUUGACUGGCUACUUAACGAAAAUUCUUGCUGAAAGGGGUUACUCUUCAGCUGAGAGAGAAACUGUAAAUGACCUUAAAGAAAAAUUAGGCUUUGUAUCAAUUGAUUUUGAUGAAGAUAUGCAAAGUGGUGCUAACUCUUCAUCGAUUGAAAAGACAUACAAAUUGCCUAAUGGACAAGUAAUGAAAAUUGGAAAUGAAAGAUUUCGGUGUACCGAAACCCUAUUCAAACCUUCCCUUCUAGGAUUGAAAGCUUCUGGUAUUCAUGAAGCACUUCACAAUUCCAUAAUGAAAUGUGAUGUUGACAUUAGGUGA
This is a messenger RNA of Dimorphilus gyrociliatus, 319 nucleotides long. The record is from the annotation of a GenBank genome assembly. Lineage: Eukaryota; Metazoa; Annelida; Polychaeta; Dinophilidae.